CCGAAUCCUUGAAAUCAAUCCCCAGAUUUCUUUGAUUACUCUGGGCAUUCCUGUGGUUCUCUCAUCUGUGAUUGCCGUUCAAGGGAUCAGCUUACCUGCACGGUACUCUCGGGACCGGCUCUACUGAAAGAGUGAGCUUCUUCAUUUUAUAUCCAGCAGCGGCUAGGCUAGCUUUCCCCUCAGAUCUGCCUUAUUGAAUACUCCUCUGUCCUCCUCUCUCCAUCGCGGUUCCCCCCUUCAGUCUUUCUCCUCCGUCGUAGAAAUCUUCCCCUUGGGUCCCCAGCGCAACCAUGUCAAGCACUGAAUCCACGCAUCCCGACCCCGGCGUCGUCCCUCAGACCUCAUCCGAGGUCAACAAGGGCCAAGUCGACCCGGUCAAGCCCUCUCAGACCCCCGGCCUGGCGAAACUACCCACCGACGUCAAGACCACCAUCUCCAAAGCCGACGAGAUCAUUUUGCGCCUCAGCAAACUGAUCAAGACCACCGCCGGCCUCGGCGCCGCCCUCUCGACACUCAACUACUCGAUCUACCUGGCCGCGUACCUGCACGCACAAGCACCGACCCGCGCCGCCGUUUUAGGCUAUCUAUCGCGCCUCCUCGGCCGGACGGCAUCACCGUCCAAAUUCCUCCCACCGUCGGCCCUCGCGCCGCCCGCAGGGACCCCAUCAUCCUUCCUCACACCGCUGGGCUCGCUCCUCUCCGACACACGCACGACGCUGCGACUCACGGGCCUGAUCCCGUUGUACAUCUGGCUCAAGAGUCUUACGUCGCGCAAGGCCGCGGCCGAAAUGGACCCGUCCCUGCGCCGCGUCGCCCUGCUCCAAUGCUCGGGCUACAUCGCGUUCCAACUGCUCGAGAACAUCUACCACCUCGCGGGCAAGGGCGUCGUGCCCAUGACGCUGAUCGAAAAGCGCGGCGGCAUCAACAAGUGGGUCGCGUGGAGUUGUCGGGCCUGGUUGGUCGGUGUGGCUACGGACUUUCUGCGUCUCUGGCGCGAGGCCCAGAUCGAGAAGGAGAGCCCUCCCAGGAGCGCUCAGGAGAAGGAGUCUUUCGAGCGGAAGUGGUGGAAUGAGUUUAUGGUCGCGACCUAUUGGUUGCCCGUGGCCGUGCAUUACAGUCUGUACCCGGUCGGGAUCAAGGGGUUCAAUACGGGUCUUGUGGGCUUCUUCGGCCUCAUGGCGGGCUUGAAUAACUUCAGGACCCAGUGGGCUGCCACAGCUUGAGGACGGGAAGCCUUUGAGGACGGUUUGUCUUGUAAUUUGGACAGGCGGAUACCAUUUCAUUGCAGAAUCAUGCUUGGAUAUAUGACAAAGCUAUGUACAUGUCUGUGUGGGGCGCCAUAUUGCCAGAUCCUGCAUCGAAAAUUGUUCAUAUCAGCUCCCCAGGACACAAAAUGUCAUGACGAGGUCAAGUUGAAGAUAUUUGACUUCUCG
Molecule: messenger RNA, 1433 nt
Organism: Exophiala xenobiotica
Lineage: Eukaryota; Fungi; Ascomycota; Eurotiomycetes; Chaetothyriales; Herpotrichiellaceae
Exons: 2
Coding region: 291-1223 (310 amino acids)
Biological process (GO): peroxisome fission
Cellular component (GO): peroxisomal membrane
Source: RefSeq, a predicted model, not a curated record